AUGCCAACAACAAUGGCAAGCAGUCCCCAUCGUUUCGGGACAAUAGCUGUCGCUUUAAUGAUGUUAAUUCUUUCAUGUUUUAUUGCAAUCAUCACGGCACAAGACGAAAAUGGGGUGAAUAUGGCCUCUACCGAACAAAUGCAACAAUUAAAGGCUCAAAAAUCUGUCCAUCUCAAUUACUUGGAGGUGGCUGGAGUACUGAAAACACAAGCAGACGAAUUAACAGCAUCACAAGCAAAGAAGAAACUUUUAGAUACAAAGGAGGCCAUUGAAUUGUCCGCACCAUUCCUCCAAGCUUUGAACGUUACAGAAGAUCAAUUUGUUGCCAUGCUUUCAACGAAACAGACUCAGCUGCAAAGUGUUAUGAGUUUGGACUUGGAAUUGAACAAUUUACUUGCCCUUACCCAAAAUUCUGCCGACAUGGUUGGAAAGAACAUCAAAGAUUUUGUCAGUGCGUUCACUAAAAAAGCAUACACCACAGAAGAGUAUUACACCACAAGUAAGGAGGCAAUGAAUGACACUGUCAUUCUCACUCCUAUGGAUUCGAUCCUUCCAAAUUUUGGUUGGAACAACCAAGUUCGACGAAUUAGAAACCGUCUCGCUGUUGGUUUGAAACAUGUAUUGAUGUUGGGUCAAAAUGGAAAGCUAUACUCUACUGGAAUCGCAUACAAUGGAAAUCUUGGAAGAACGAAUACAGAUUCUAGACUCUUGUACAAUCUUCCUGUUGAGGGACUUGAUGGUUUACAAAUUCUUCAAUUUGAUGCCAACUAUUUCUUUUCUUUGGUGCUUACCAAUGAUGGAGUGUACAGCUUUGGAAUUAAUGAUUACUCUCAAUUAGGAACUGGAGACAGAAAUAAUAGAUUAAUUGCAGGAAAGGUUUACGGAUUUGGAUGGCAAACCAUUGUACAGAUUGCGACCGGAUGGAGAUCAUCCUAUGCCAUUGAUACUAAUGGCAAAUUAUGGGCCUGGGGAGACAACUCAAAAGGACAACUUGGUGACAGAACUUUUUCUGAAAAGAAUAGACCAUUCCCUGUAUAUCCUUAUGGUGCCAUUGGUUCUACUCCUAUUGUUAGAGUUUGUGGUGGAGGUGAAUUUGCUUUGGCUCUCACCUCCAACAAUACGCUUGUUUCAUGGGGUGAUAAUACCUUUGGUCAAUUGGGAAAUAACAACAUGUCAGUCACUAUUUCUGGAGAACCUGUACUGGUCUAUCAAUCAGGUGAUUUAGCCGGAAAGGUUAUUGUUGACAUUCAAUGCGGUUAUGAUUUUUCUAUGGUUUUAUCAAGCACGGGUGAAGUUUUCUUAUGGGGCAAAAAUGAUUUUGGACAAUUAGGAGUGGCAGUUACCACAACUUAUUCUGUAGUUCCCAAAAAGUUGACCACUCUUACGAACUGUGUCGCCUCCCAAAUCUUUGCAAAACAUCAUAGCGCGUUUGUUUUAUGUACAGACAAUUCUCUUUGGAAUUGGGGUAGAAAUGAUGCGGUACAACUUGGAAAAGCAGCAUCCACUUACGAGGCACCACAAAAGAUCGAUCAUACACUCUUCCUAACUUCGGAUUUCUCUACUCUCGGCUAUCCAAAGAUUAUUGAAAUUGCAACCAACAAAUUUAACACAUUCAUGAUGACAACCGAUUUCAAUAUUUGGGGAUCCGGUACUUGUGGUGAUGAAGCUAAUCUACAAUAUGGUUUAUUUUAUGGUGAUUCUACCAGUACUGCUGCCACUUGUUCAAGACAAAUUUGCUCCGGACUAACCUGUGCUUAUCCUAAAAAUUACAUCUUGACGACCUCGAAUUAUGCCAAAAUGCCAACAUUUAAUGAUUGCUAUCUUCCUCUCCAUAUGAGAAGAGCUCCUUAUUUUGAAAUUGGAUCCAGAGCUUACUUGUUACAAACUGACAAUGUUGUUCCUACUCGUGUUGGCAAUGGAUUUAACAUGUUCUAUAAGGAGUUUAAUGAAUCCGAAGAUGCUUGGAACGUAUUGGAACGUGAUGCUUCCGUCGGAAAUGCUUUCCCUGUUUCUCUUUACAAUAGUCAUUUUUUGAAGUCUAACGAAUUUGUUUACUUCUUUGGUGGUUUUGUGAAUGAUGACUUGUCGAAUGCUAUAUAUUCAGCUCCUAUUUAUGAUGUAGAGAAUGGAUGGCAAUUGUUGAAUGCAACCUUACCUUAUCCUGUUGCUGCUGGAAUGACUGCUGUGAUCAAUGGUUAUUUGUAUAUUUUUGGAGGAAUUACCUCAGUUUAUACCUAUACAUCGGGCUCUGCCAAACCAGUUGUUUCUACUUCUGUGACAGACAAGAUUAUUAGAGCACCUUUGGAUAACCUUACAAAUUGGAUGGUAGUUCCAAAGGUUCUACCCUCGAAGUUACACAGUGGUCAUUUGAGUAUCAUUGACAAGUUUGUUUACAUUUUUGGUGGUGCUACGGACUAUAGAAAGUCAGAUUGGAAUAUAUACAGGGCACUGUUGACUGAUCCUGCUACUUGGGAAAUGACCUUUGGUUUGUUACCUUUCUAUACAGCCAACGCUGCUCUUGUUGCAACCAAUUCUCAAUUAUUCUUGUUGGGUGGUGCACGUGACAGCAACACCAAUGCCGGUAAUUACAUUGCUGUGGGCUACAAAUCAGACCCAGUUAAGUCAUGGAUGGCAAGUGAUCGAGUGCUGCCUCCUGAUGCAUCACAGUCCCUUGUUCCUGUAGUCAGAAAUGAUACAGUACUGUUGUAUGGAUCUGAAAUUAGAAGAUCAACACCAUAUAUGACACAAUCUGCAAGGACUGGACGUGUUUUAAAACUUUCUCUUGGUCUUUACUAG
Messenger RNA from Naegleria fowleri, 2796 nucleotides. RefSeq lists its product as uncharacterized. The record is from RefSeq and is a predicted model, not a curated record. Gene Ontology annotation, molecular function: protein binding. Bases 1 to 2796 code for a protein of 931 amino acids. NCBI's taxonomy places the organism in Eukaryota, Heterolobosea, Eutetramitea, Acrasida, Naegleriidae. The transcript is spliced from 3 exons.